Peronospora farinosa is the source of this 309-nucleotide messenger RNA. Lineage: Eukaryota; Oomycota; Peronosporomycetes; Peronosporales; Peronosporaceae. The record is from the annotation of a GenBank genome assembly.
AUGAAUUUCGGUGGUAUGAUGGGCGGUGGCGCCGCUCCGAACGUGUCCUCACAGCCUUCACAGCAGUCUCAACUAAUGAUGGCAAAGGUGGAAAUGGCCUCUUACGCUGAUCUGUUUGAGCGUCUGUCACGCGUGUGUUUCCAGAAAUGCAAGUUCAAGUACAACGACGGCCAACUGAACGUGGGCGAAAUGAGUUGCAUCGAUCGCUGCGCUGGCAAGUACAUGCAGGCUUAUAGUUCACUGGGUGUCAAGAUGGCGCAAGUGGAGAAGGAGAUUAUGGAUCAGGCUGGCGCUAGCGUGCAGCAAUAG